This is a messenger RNA of Opisthocomus hoazin, 408 nucleotides long. NCBI's taxonomy places the organism in Eukaryota, Metazoa, Chordata, Aves, Opisthocomiformes, Opisthocomidae. The record is from RefSeq and is a predicted model, not a curated record.
AGAUACUUUUCAAAUUCUUGUGGCGGCCAACAAAGCAGUUCAUCUACACAAGAUCGGCAAAAUGAAGACCAGAUCUCUCUAUGCAGAAAUUAUUUUCAGCCUUUCACCAAACAACAAUAUUUCAGAUGCAUUUAAAAAGUUUGGCAUUUCAGACAGUGACACAGCAGUACUCAUUGUUCUGGUUGUGGAUGGAGAAAAAACUGUAAAUCUGGAAGAUCUCACGUCUCAGGUAGAAGGCCAACAGGUUCCUCUAGAUGAACUCCCCCAGCUAACAGACACUGCCAAGAUUAAAAAGAUGUACAAAGUUACUCCACAGGAAGAAAAAAUCAGCACCUUAUUGGAUAGCGUUGUUUGCAGAAUGUCAACAAAGGAUGUUUUAUGAAAAUGUGGAAAUAAAUUUUUUUGAAG